This is a messenger RNA of Aphanomyces astaci, 480 nucleotides long. RefSeq lists its product as hypothetical. Bases 1 to 480 code for a protein of 159 amino acids. Gene Ontology annotation, molecular function: serine-type endopeptidase activity. The transcript has a single exon. The record is from RefSeq and is a predicted model, not a curated record. Gene Ontology annotation, biological process: proteolysis. NCBI's taxonomy places the organism in Eukaryota, Oomycota, Saprolegniomycetes, Saprolegniales, Verrucalvaceae.
AUGGCGACUCCUCACGUCGUUGGUGCCAUUGCCCUCUACUUGUCUGCCAACAAGGGCGCCAAGUACGAUCAAGUGUACAAAGCGUUCACAACCACUGCAGACACUGCCACGUUGACUCCAGACAACCAGAACUGUGGGGGGGUGUCGGAUUCCAAGUACCCCAACAACAACUACGGGUUUGGACGCAUCAACGUCGCUAGUGCAAUUGGUGGUGCAGUUGCCCCCCCUUCCAACACCACCUCUGCCCCAUCACCGUCAAAGCCCCGCAACACCACCUCUGCCCCAUCGCCGUCAAAGCCCCGCAACACCACCUCUGCCCCAUCGCCGUCGAAGCCUCGCAACACCACCUCUGCCCCAUCGCCGUCGAUGCCCCGCACGUCAGGUCCAUCGACCUCGGACCCCGCCACCCCGUGCGUCGAGGAAGCCCAGCACAUCAAAUCCUUCGAACUCCGCAACCAGUACCCGCCAUCCGUUCCCUAG